CCAACAUCAACAACACAGCGUGGAGCAAACAGCAACUUCAGAGAAGAGCAGCAUCUCUGCCAAGCUUCGUCUUUGUUUGUUUGAACUGUUCUUGGCUUACACUGUCUGGUUUUUUUCCCCCCAAGUCUAAUCUAACUUUUAGGUUUCUUAAAAGUGUAUCGCAAAGCAAAAAUGAGUCACGUCGAAGUUAAGAACCUGAAGCCCACCACCUUUGAGGAUCGCUACUACGACGAAUAUGAUUAUUACAGUCUGACCGACAGAUACACCGAGGGCGCGAGCCGCAAAGGCAAGACGAAGAAGGAAGCCAGCUGGAACACGAACCGGCCCAACCCCGGCGGGCACGAGCGCAAAAUCGCCGAGAAGCUUCAGAACUCUGUGAAAAAGGCCAAAGAGUGAAGCAGCAGAUUGAUUCGGACGGCUUGAUCUGGAAACCGACCUGUGGCGCCUUGGCGUCGGAUUUCUAAAGGCAGAAGAUGACAGGACAGCAGUGCCUCCGGUUCGAGUGCAGGGCGGCGCUGCUCUGAAACCAGCCUCACCGACCCCCGGUUUGGGGGUUCUAUAGGGGUUGGGUGUGCGCAUGCGCAGCACACCUGAGCAGGUGGCCGCACACAACGCAUUGACGAGCGCGUGCUGGAUGCUCAAUGAUGCUUUGUGUCUUGGCGUUUUUGAAUAAACGUUUUUAUAACAAUAAACACACUAACACUGAUGAGAAAUAAAUACCUUUUUACCUCCUGA
Molecule: messenger RNA, 735 nt
Organism: Neoarius graeffei (lesser salmon catfish)
Lineage: Eukaryota; Metazoa; Chordata; Actinopteri; Siluriformes; Ariidae
Gene: nupr1b
Product: nuclear protein 1b
Exons: 3
Coding region: 172-396 (74 amino acids)
Biological process (GO): regulation of transcription by RNA polymerase II; negative regulation of cell cycle; negative regulation of cell population proliferation
Cellular component (GO): nucleus
Source: RefSeq, a predicted model, not a curated record